CCAUUUCUCUCUCUCUCUCUCUCUCUCUCUCUCUCAACUCUCAACUCUCAAUUCUCAACCCCCACUUUCUCUCUCUAAAACCCAUUCAAAUUUUCAAAAAACCCAAAAAAAAAUGGCAUCUCCUCCUCACUCAACCCACAUUUUCUCUCUCCUCAACCUCUUCACUCUCUUCACUCUACUCUCAUCUCCUUCCUCAGCAAAACAAACCCUCCAAACCUUAAACCUUAAACAACAAUCUCCUCAACUCAUCAACCUUAAAAUCUCUCCUUCCCCAAACUCUCUCUCCACCAACAAAAAAUUCGAAGGUUCCUCCAAUUUAGUCGACCUCAAAUACCACAUGGGCCCAGUUCUUUCUUCUUCCCCAAUUAACAUCUACAUUAUCUGGUACGGUAAAUGGUCCCCACAACAACAAUCUCUCAUCAAAGACUUCCUUCACUCCAUCUCACCUUCUCCUUCUCCUUCAACCUCCACUCAAACGGUGUCGGAUUGGUGGAAAACGGUGUCACUUUACACCGACCAAACAGGCGCUAAUGUCUCCCGUAACCUCCUCAUUGCCGGUGAAUACUCCGACCAUCGUUACUCCCAUGGUACCCACUUAACUAGGUUAUCAAUCCAACAAGUCAUCUCAAACGCCGUUAAAAAAGCUCCGUUCCCCGUUGACCACAAAAACGGAAUCUACCUUAUCUUAACUUCCGUAGACGUUACCGUACAAGAUUUCUGCCGUGCAGUUUGUGGGUUCCACUACUUUACUUUCCCAUCUCAAGUAGGGUACACUUUACCGUACGCAUGGAUUGGAAAUUCCGGGCAGCAGUGCCCGGAAGUUUGCGCUUACCCGUUUGCGUUACCCGGAUACAUGAGUGGUGGUGGGUUGACGGCGUUAAAACCGCCGAAUAAUGAUGUUGGUGUUGAUGGAAUGAUUAGUGUAAUUGGACAUGAAUUAGCGGAACUUUCAUCUAAUCCGUUGAUUAAUGCGUGGUAUGCAGGAGAAGAUCCAACGGCUCCUACAGAAAUUGGGGAUCUUUGUGAAGGAUUGUAUGGAACAGGUGGUGGUGGAGGGUAUACUGGUCAAGUUAUGAGAGAUAGAAGUGGGAAAACUUUUAAUAUGUAUGGGAUACAUAAGAGGAGGUUUUUAGUUCAGUGGAUUUGGAGCCCUGUUUUGAAAGCUUGUGCUGGUCCUAAUGCUAUGGAUUGAUUUUUUUUUUUUUUUAUUGUUAGGAUUAUGUUAUUAUAUAGUUUUUGUUGUUUGUAGUAUAAUAAUUUUUGGGUUUAAUUUGAGGUAAUGUAUAUUAAUUAUUAUUGUUAUAUGGUAAAAAGUGUUUUACUAGUGUUGUUA
Messenger RNA from Beta vulgaris subsp. vulgaris (sugar beet), 1333 nucleotides. RefSeq names its product protein EXORDIUM-like 5. The coding region runs from base 113 to 1192 and encodes 359 amino acids. The transcript has a single exon. NCBI's taxonomy places the organism in Eukaryota, Viridiplantae, Streptophyta, Magnoliopsida, Caryophyllales, Amaranthaceae. The record is from RefSeq and is a predicted model, not a curated record.